AUGGCCGCCUGGGAUGUGAUGGUCCCAAGACUUGCAACAGAACCCAACAACCUCACCCAUAUAGUCGACAAUUUUUCGGCAUUUGAACAAACAGAUUUCUCGAUUCUGGCCUUUACCCAGAUGAAAGAUCCCAACGUAUUCGUGUACAAUGCAAUGAUCAGAGGCUUUGUCCAUUGUUUUUACCCUCUCAAAGCUCUACGCUUUUNAACAGAUUACUCGAUUCUGGCCUUUACCCAGAUGAAAGAUCCCAACGUAUUCGUGUACAAUGCAAUGAUCAGAGGCUUUGUCCAUUGUUUUUACCCUCUCAAAGCUCUAGGCUUUUACUUAGGCAUGUUGAGGUCUCAAAUUAGACCCAGUAGUUAUACAUUUUCCUCGAUGGUAAAGGCUUGUGCAUUAGUAUCUGCUGUAGGAUUUGGAGAACCCGUUCAUGGGCAGAUAUGGAAAAUUGGGUUCCGAUCGCACGUUUUUGUUGAGACAACAUUGGUUGAUUUUUACUCAACCAUAGGUAGAAUUGAUGAAUCGAAACAGGUGUUUGAUGAAAUGCCUGAAAGAGACGUUUUUGUAUGGACGACGAUGAUUUCCGCACAUGCCCGAGUGGGGGAUAUGGGUUGUGCAUGGGGAUUGUUUGACGAGAUGCCUGAAAGGAAUACUGCUACAUGGAAUACGAUGAUUGAUGGCUAUGCAAGAUUAGGUAAUGUAGAGGCUGCUGAGCAUCUGUUCAAUGAGAUGCCUAUAACAGAUUUAAUUUCAUGGACAACAAUGAUCACUUGCUACGUGCAAAACAAGCAGUAUACCGAAGGAUUGGCAGUCUUCAAUGAAAUGAAGGCUAACGGGGUUAAGCCUGAUGAAGUGACUAUGUCAACUGUUAUUUCGGCAUGUGCCCAUAUUGGGGUGCUUGACCUAGGAAAGGAAACACACCUUUAUGUUAUGCAUAAUGGGUUUGAUCUUGACAUAUAUAUUGGGUCUGCUCUGAUUGAUAUGUAUGCAAAGUGUGGGAGAAUGGAUAGAUCACUCGUGGUAUUCCUCAAAUUGAGGGACAAAAACCUUUUCUGUUGGAAUUCUGUAAUUGAAGGGCUUGCUGUUCAUGGAUAUGCAGAAGAAGCAUUGACAAUGUUUAACAGAAUGGAGAAUGAGAAGAUGAAGCCAAAUGGUGUUACUUUUGUAAGUGUUUUGAGGGCUUGCACUCAUGCAGGACUAGUUGAUGAAGGUCGUAGGAGGUUCAUUAACAUGACUCUUGAUUAUUCCAUAGCUCCUGAAAUUGAACACUAUGGGUGCAUGGUUGAUCUAUUUUGCAAGGCUGGUUUGCUGGAAGAUGCUUUAGAGUUAAUCGGAAAUAUGAGAAUGGAACCAAAUUCUGUUAUUUGGGGUGCUUUACUAGGCGGGUGUAAGCUUCACAAGAACUUGGAGAUUGCUCAAGUUGCAGUGGAUAAGUUGGUGGUUUUGGAGCCAAAUAAUAGUGGAUAUCACACCCUUUUAGUUAACAUGUAUGCUGAAGCAAAUCGAUGGAACGAGGUUGCUAAGCUCAGGGCAACCAUGAAGGUACUCAGAGUAGAAAAGACUUCUCCUGGGUCCAGUUGGAUUGAAAUGGGAAGGAAGAUUCAUCAGUUUGCUGCUUCUGAUGGAUAUCAUCCUGCCUCUGUUGAAAUUUACUCACUUAUGAAUGAGUUAGAUGGGCAGAUCAAACUAGCUGGCUGUGCUACUGAAUUAUUUCAUUAA
This is a messenger RNA of Ilex paraguariensis (yerba mate), 1716 nucleotides long. The record is from the annotation of a GenBank genome assembly. Lineage: Eukaryota; Viridiplantae; Streptophyta; Magnoliopsida; Aquifoliales; Aquifoliaceae.